Heterostelium album PN500 is the source of this 591-nucleotide messenger RNA. RefSeq names its product Tim17/Tim22/Tim23/Pmp24 family protein. The record is from RefSeq and is a predicted model, not a curated record. Lineage: Eukaryota; Evosea; Eumycetozoa; Acytosteliales; Acytosteliaceae. Gene Ontology annotation, molecular function: transmembrane protein transporter activity. The transcript has 2 exons. The coding region runs from base 1 to 591 and encodes 196 amino acids. Gene Ontology annotation, cellular component: TIM22 mitochondrial import inner membrane insertion complex. Gene Ontology annotation, biological process: protein insertion into mitochondrial inner membrane.
AUGAAUAUAGAUCCAAAUGUAUCAAUAGAGGAACUUCAAGAACAAGUGAAUGAAUAUAAGAAAAAGUUGAUUAUAGAUCCUAAGUUGGAUGUCGGACUGUCGGUUUCGUUUAUAAAGAAUAUACCACCACACGAUACGAUGGGUGCUGCCCUGAUGAAUUCGUGUAUUACACAUGCAGUGCGUGGUGGUGUUAUGGGUGGUGCUCUAGGUUUCAUGUUUGGUGCGCUGUUCUCUGCGAACAGUAUGGGUGGAAUGGGUCUGGCCAACCCGGACAUCAUAGGAAGCGGUGCAGGACAGGCAACGGCCGCUGGCACACCCAUUUGGAAGCAGGUUGCAGAGGGAUUCAAAGAUCAAGGUAGAAACGGUUGGCGUAGUGCCAAAUCGUUCGCUUACAUCACUCUGAUAUACAGUGGUGUAGAGUGUGUCAUAGAGAAGGCAAGAGGAAGAUCAGAUAAAAAGAACUCACUUUACGCUGGUUGUGUUACCGGUGGUGUAUUAGCAAGUAAAGCUGGACCAAAAGCAGCAGCCGGUGGAUGUGUAGGUUUUGCAUUGUUUGGAGCAAUGAUGGAUCAUUUUAUGAGUCACGAUUAA